Messenger RNA from Morone saxatilis (striped sea-bass), 2055 nucleotides. RefSeq names its product cyclin-dependent kinase 17 (gene cdk17). The transcript is spliced from 17 exons. Lineage: Eukaryota; Metazoa; Chordata; Actinopteri; Moronidae. Gene Ontology annotation, biological process: protein phosphorylation. Gene Ontology annotation, molecular function: ATP binding; protein kinase activity. The record is from RefSeq and is a predicted model, not a curated record. The coding region runs from base 362 to 1945 and encodes 527 amino acids. Gene Ontology annotation, cellular component: cytoplasm; nucleus.
UAUUGUUUACUGCGUGGUACUUGGUGGCAGCUAGCUUAAUGUACCCCUCCCGUCUCCUGUGUCGACAGCACUGAUCCUCCUCCAGCCUCUUUGAACUGCUUUCACCGCCACACAGACGACAUUUCUGGGGUUCGGUCCGUAGCCCUCCGUCCUCACGGCCCUCACGUCCCUCUGUGUGUCCCGGAGGAUAUUUCUUUUCUGCCGGAGCGUCUGGAACCGAAACCGCACACAGACGGAGCUGUGUUUUAGGUGACUUCAAGUGGGCGGAUAAAGCGGAGGACGGGCAUCCGGGCCUGGCUGCUCCGGAGACUCGGCUCGAAACGACGGAAUUCACCAUUUUCAGGCUGUGCACUGCCCUGCUAUGGAGAAGAUGAAGAGGAUUAAGAAGCGUCUGUCGUUAACACUCCGCUCCAGUCAGACCAUCGACGAGUCUCUGUCUGAACUGGCCGAGCAGAUGACCAUCGAGGAUGGUGGCACCAAGGACAAUGAACCCUUCAUGAGGAACGGCCGCCCACCCACCUCCCAUAGCAUGCACUCCUUCCUGCACCAGUACACAGGCUCCUUCAAGAAGCCCCCCCUACGCCGGCCGCACAGCGUCAUCGGUGGCACCCUGGGGUCCUUCAUGGCAAUGCCACGCAACGGCAGUCGCCUGGAUAUUGUGCAUGAGAACCUGAAGAUGGGCUCAGAUGGGGAGAGCGACCAGGCGUCGGGAACGUCUUCUGAUGAGGUGCAAUCUCCUACCGGCGUCUGUCUGAGGAACCGCAUCCAUCGACGGAUCUCCAUGGAGGACCUCAACAAGCGCUUGUCGCUGCCUGCUGACAUCCGAAUUCCUGAUGGUUACCUGGAAAAGCUGCAGCUCAGCAGCCCACCCUUCGACCAGCCGCUCAGCCGACGCUCCCGCCGAGCCUCGCUGUCGGAGAUUGGUUUUGGCAAGUUGGAGACGUAUAUUAAGCUGGACAAACUGGGAGAGGGAACCUACGCCACAGUAUUUAAAGGACGCAGUAAGCUGACAGAUAACCUGGUGGCGCUGAAGGAGAUCCGACUGGAGCACGAGGAGGGAGCACCAUGCACUGCCAUCAGAGAAGUGUCGUUACUGAAAGACCUCAAACACGCCAACAUCGUGACGCUACACGACAUCGUCCACACUGACAAGAGCCUCACGCUCGUCUUCGAGUACCUGGAUAAGGAUCUGAAGCAGUACAUGGAUGACUGUGGAAACAUAAUGAGCAUGCACAAUGUGAAGAUCUUCCUGUUCCAGAUUUUGCGAGGGCUGUCGUAUUGUCAUAAGAGGAAAGUUCUCCACAGGGACCUGAAGCCCCAGAACCUCCUAAUCAACGAGAGAGGAGAACUCAAACUGGCUGAUUUCGGCCUGGCGAGAGCCAAGUCUGUCCCGACUAAAACCUACUCCAACGAGGUGGUGACUCUUUGGUACCGGCCUCCUGAUGUCCUACUGGGAUCUUCUGAGUAUUCAACACAGAUCGAUAUGUGGGGUGUUGGUUGCAUAUUCUAUGAAAUGGCUGCAGGUCGGCCACUGUUCCCCGGCUCCACCGUGGAGGAUGAGCUCCACCUCAUCUUCAGGUUACUGGGCACGCCCACAGAGGAGAACUGGCCAGGAAUCUGCUCCAUCGAAGAGUUUAAAUCCUACAACUUCCCCAAAUACAAACCGCAGCCGUUAAUCAACCACGCUCCCAGGCUGGACGGUGAAGGCAUUGAGCUGCUGCUGUCUUUCCUCAAAUACGAAUCCAAGAAGAGGAUUUCAGCUGAAGAGGCAAUGAAACAUUCCUACUUCAGGCAGCUCGGGAUGAGACUUCGCACACUGCCUGAGAGUGUAUCAAUAUUCACAUUAAAAGAAGUGCAGCUGCAGAGAGACCCUGGCUACAGGAACUCCUCGUAUCCAGAGUCAGGUAACGGCAAGAUCAACAGGAGGCAAAGCAUGCUCUUCUAAUGUCUGAUUAAGAGGAUGGUCGACUGCCCACCUUUUUCAUCCCUUCCCACCAACCUCUCGCAUGAGCCCACCUCCCCUCGGAGUGACCCCCCCCUCCCCUUACCUGCACA